Rotaria sp. Silwood2 is the source of this 633-nucleotide messenger RNA. NCBI's taxonomy places the organism in Eukaryota, Metazoa, Rotifera, Eurotatoria, Philodinida, Philodinidae. The record is from the annotation of a GenBank genome assembly.
AUGUCAAUCAGCGAUAGUAAUAUGAAAGUUGAAACCUUAGCUUGGAUAACUGAUGAUGAAGCUGAAUUUUGGACGAGUACAUCGCCUCUAGAAAAAAAUCAUGCAUCUCAUCAUUUUUCAACAUCAAAAGAUUUGUCUUCAAAUAUUUUUUCAUUUGACGGUCUUUAUUUUAAAACAAAUAAUCAAUCAAAUAUUGAAAUGCAAGAUCAUUUGUCAUUAUUAACUAAACAAGCAACUCGAACACAAGAGAAAGAAGGAAAAGAUAGAGUUGAAAAAAAACAAAUAUUCAACAUAUUCCAAUUAAAUGAAAAUAUUCAUCUCAAUGAUAAUAAUCCUGAAAAAUCAACGGGUUUUCUUGGACGAUUAUAUCAACAAUUAACAAAGCUAUCACCUUCAGACACUGCUUAUUUAGAUGAUGACGUCUUUAUAGAUACCGAUAGAAGUAAAACAACAGUUAUGGUCAAUGGCAAUACAGAUGUUGAUACAUCAUCCAGUGUUGGAAAGAAAGCUACAGAUACUAUUCCAUUUAUGAAUACUAUUCGAUCAUUUAUUAAUGAAAUUAAUGAAGAAAAAGAUGUUAUUAUGGGAAUAAUUGAUGAAGAAACAUUAUUUAAUCGACGAAGUCGAAAAUAG